AUGAGCGACGACGCCACGCCGCCGGAGGCGCUCGCGCGCGAUGCGGCGGAGCGCGAGCUGGCGCGUCUGGCGCAGGAAAUCAGGCGCCACGACGAGCUCUACUACACCCGCUCCGCGCCCGAGCUGAGCGAUGCCGAGUACGACGUGCUGCGGCGCCGCAACGAGGCCAUCGAAGCGCGCUUCCCCGACCUGAAGCGCGCCGACAGCCCGAGCGACCGCGUGGGCGCGCCGCCAGCCUCGAGCUUCGCCAAGGUCCGCCACACCCGGCCCAUGCUCUCGCUCGGCAACGCUCUCAAUGACGACGACCUCGCCGAGUUCGAGGGCCGGGUCCGGCGCUUCCUCAAUCUGGAUGAGGAGGAGCCGGUGGUGCUCUACGGCGAGCCCAAGAUCGACGGCCUCUCGGCGACGCUGCACUACCACGAGGGCAGGCUCGCCCUCGGCGCCACCAGGGGCGACGGCGAGACCGGGGAGGACGUGACAGAGAAUCUGCGCACGCUGCGCGACCUGCCUCACACCCUGACGGGCGCCGACGUGCCGGAGCGGUUGGAAGUCCGGGGCGAGGUCUACAUAGGGCUCGCCGAUUUCGCGGCGCUGAACCGGGAACGGGAGGCGGAAGGCGAGGAAGCAUUCGUCAAUCCGCGCAACACCGCUUCCGGCGGCCUGCGACAACUUGACACGGCGCUCACCGCAAAGCGCCGGCUGCGCUUCUUCGCCCACGGCUGGGGCGAGGUGAGCGAGGCGCUGGGGGAGCGGCAGGGCGAUGUCCUCGCGCGGCUCGCCGCGUGGGGGUUCGCGCUCGCCCCGCACGCCCGGCGCUGCGCCGGCCUCGACGAGGCGCGUGCGCUCCAUCGGGAGAUCGAGGCUGUGCGGCCCUCGCUCGACUUCGAGAUCGACGGUGUCGUCUUCAAGGUCGACCGCCUCGACUGGCAGGAGCGUCUGGGCGCCGCCGGACGGGCGCCCCGCUGGGCCAUCGCUUACAAAUUCCCGGCCGAGCAGGCCGAGACCGUGCUGCACCGCAUCUCGAUCUCGGUCGGGCGCACCGGCGCGCUCACGCCGGUGGCGGAGCUCGAGCCGGUGUAUGUCGGCGGCGUCACCGUCUCGCGCGCGACGCUCCAUAACGAGGACGUGAUCGCCGAACGGGGCAUCCGCGCCGGCGAUACGGUCGUCGUCCAGCGCGCCGGCGACGUAAUCCCGCAAGUCGUCCGGGUGAUCGAAGAAAAGCGGCCGGCCGGGAGCGAGCCCUUCGUUCCGCCUGCCGUCUGCCCGGAAUGCGGCAGCCACGCGGUGCGGGAGGAGGGCGAAGCGGUGCGCCGCUGCACCGGCGGUCUGAUCUGCCCGGCCCAGGCGCUGGAGCGGCUGCGCCAUUUCGUCGCCCGCGACGCCUUCGACAUCGAGGGCCUCGGCGCCAAGCAGAUCGAGGCGUUCUGGGCCGAAGGCCGCGUGAAGAGCCCGGCGGACAUCUUCGACAUUGAGGAGAAGGACGGCGAUCCGCACACGCCGCUCGCCGAGCGCGAGGGCUGGGGCGAGACCUCCGCCGCCAAUCUCUUCCGCGCCAUCGAGGCGCGCCGGCGCAUCUCGCUCGACCGUUUCAUCCAUGCAUUGGGAAUCCGCCACGUCGGUCAAACGACGGCGCGUCUGCUCGCGCGCCGCUAUCGCACCGUCGACGACUGGCGGGAGGCGAUGGAGGCCGCCGCCGCGCCGGAAGGCGAGAGUCUUGAGGCGUUGACCGAUAUCGACGGGAUCGGCCCGGUGGUUGCCCAGGCGAUCGUCGAGUUCGUCGCGGAACCCCGCAACGGCGCGAUCCUCGACGCCCUCUGCGAACGCCUCGACAUCGAGCCCUUCGAGGCGCCCACGGCCGACUCGCCGGUCGCCGGCAAGACGGUCGUCUUCACCGGCAAGCUGCAGCAGAUGACACGGCAGGAGGCGAAGGCCCGCGCCGAGGCGCUGGGCGCCCAGGUGGCGGGAUCGGUGUCGCGGGCGACCGACUACGUGGUGGCGGGCGAGGAAGCGGGGUCCAAGCUGAAGCGGGCCGAAGCGCUCGGCGUCGCCGUGCUCACCGAGGACGAAUGGCUCGCCGUCGCGUCGGGCGAAGCACCGCCGCCGGCAGCGGAGCCCGGCGGCGAAGAGGGGAGCGAUGGCACCGCCUAG
Molecule: messenger RNA, 2148 nt
Organism: Geodia barretti
Lineage: Eukaryota; Metazoa; Porifera; Demospongiae; Tetractinellida; Geodiidae
Source: the annotation of a GenBank genome assembly